AUGUCUGUGGUGGCUGCAGCAGAACUACCUGGAUGUUCAGGUGCCCAGCCCGAUCAGGAUGGGCCGGGAGUGGGGGUAAAAUUGAAAAAUGUUCAAGAUUUGCUGCUGUUGGAUGUCACUCCUCUUUCCCUUGGCAUUGAAACUGCUGGUGGAGUCAUGACUGUCCUCAUCAAGCGCAAUACUACCAUUCCUACCAAGCAGACACAGACCUUCACUACCUAUUCUGACAACCAGCCUGGUGUGCUCAUUCAGGUUUAUGAAGGUGAGAGGGCCAUGACCAAGGAUAACAACUUGCUUGGCAAGUUUGAACUCACAGGCAUACCUCCUGCACCUCGUGGUGUUCCUCAGAUUGAAGUCACUUUUGAUAUUGAUGCCAAUGGCAUCCUCAAUGUCUCUGCUGUGGAUAAAAGUACAGGAAAAGAGAACAAGAUUACCAUCACUAAUGACAAGGGUCGCCUGAGCAAGGAAGACAUCGAGCGCAUGGUCCAGGAAGCUGAGAAGUACAAAGCUGAAGAUGAGAAGCAGAGGGACAAGGUAUCUUCCAAGAAUUCACUUGAAUCCUAUGCAUUUAACAUGAAAGCAACUGUUGAAGAUGAAAAACUCCAGGGCAAGAUCAAUGAUGAAGACAAACAGAAGAUUCUUGACAAGUGCAACGAAAUCAUCAACUGGCUUGAUAAGAAUCAGACUGCAGAGAAGGAAGAAUUUGAACAUCAGCAGAAAGAGCUGGAAAAAGUCUGCAAUCCCAUCAUUACCAAGCUAUACCAGAGUGCAGGAGGCAUGCCAGGGGGGAUGCCUGGAGGCUUCCCUGGUGGUGGAGCCCCUCCUUCUGGUGGUGCCUCUUCUGGACCCACCAUUGAAGAGGUUGAUUAAGCCAACCUUGAGCAUAAAUUUAGCAUUGUUCCACAUAAAAUAUGGAAGGACCCAAAUUUGUAGCAAAUUCACAGCAGUUUUAAAGUUGAGCUGUUAUAGUAAGAAAAACUGGGCAUUCUUAAUACUUGAAUAUGGAAUAUGUGCACAGGGAAAGGAAAUAACGAUGUACUUUAUAUGCACUGUAUUGUAAAGUGGAAAAUGCAAUGUCUUAAAUAAAACUAUUUAAAAUU
Molecule: messenger RNA, 1100 nt
Organism: Rhinolophus ferrumequinum (greater horseshoe bat)
Lineage: Eukaryota; Metazoa; Chordata; Mammalia; Chiroptera; Rhinolophidae
Product: heat shock cognate 71 kDa protein-like
Exons: 2
Coding region: 1-870 (289 amino acids)
Biological process (GO): cellular response to unfolded protein; protein refolding; vesicle-mediated transport
Cellular component (GO): nucleus; cytoplasm; plasma membrane
Molecular function (GO): ATP-dependent protein folding chaperone; ATP binding; misfolded protein binding
Source: RefSeq, a predicted model, not a curated record